AUGAAGGCUUUUACUAAACUCUUAAUAGUUGGUGCUAUAGGAGUAGCUUUUGUUGCUUUCCAAUGGAGUGGACCCACCUUGGACCCAGGUAAGAUAUUUAUUUAGCUUCUUCACAAUCCUUGACUGGUCUAUGCACCCUUUUGCUGGCUACAGGCAAUUUUAUGAUCACAUAUGAAUUAUUAUAGCCAUAUGAACCCAUUGCCUCAGAGGGUGGUUGUCAGCACUUCAAACAGUUGUGAUGCAUUACAGACACAUCCCACUGGUCACAGACGUCAAUUCAAUGUCUAUUCCACAUUGGUUCAACGUAGUUUCAUUGAAUGAAACAAUGUUGAUUCAACCAGUGUGUGCCCAGUGAGAUUAUAGACAGUUGUGACACAUUAUAGGCUAUUGAUUUAUGAAAUCUCAAUCAGAUCCUCAUAAGAAUUCAGUGUGACUAAAAUUGCAUAUAAAGGCAGUAUACCAUCUUAUUUAUUUGUCAGAUUAAUACAAAUGGAACUUGGCUUGUGUUUUUUUCAAUUGUUGACACAGAAAAAUACCGGCACAAUUAACUUCAGAAAAUAAAUACAAAAACAUUAUGGUAGAUACAAUACACUGGUAGAAUCAACGUUGUUUCAACAUAAUUUGUCAGCGUAUUGUGACGUGGAAUCAACGUGGAAAAUACAUUGUAUUGAAAAAUAAAGUCAUCAACCAGUACUGUUUUCAUCUAAUUUCAACCAGCGUUAUAAACAUUGAAAUGAAGGUAAAACUUAAACUUAAAUACAUUGAUUUAACCUGACUAACAGGUUUUUCUAUUUAAUUUCAACAUAAUCAUCAGCGCUAUGUGUACAUUGAAAUUGCAUCGAAAAUUCGAUUGUACAGCACUUGUGACAUUGACCUUAUGAGAGGAACUACUGUACUAAGAUCAUACAAUAACCUCAAAUGAUCAGAGUGGAAUUAAUGAUCCAAUUCAUCAUGUACAACUGUUUUUCAAGUACACGUUUAAAUCCAAACCAAUACUGCUGGAAUGUGUUUACGUUCUGUUUUGGUAGGCUAAGUGAUGAGUAAUGUUUGGUGCACUCCUUGGUGCACUCCUUGCACUCCGUAAUAACCAAUCUUAUGUGAAUGAAUUCCCAAACACUUAUUCAAUGCAACUUUAUUGAGCUAAGCUUUCAGGCCAGAUUACCUUUGUGAGUGCAAUACAGUACAAUAAAAUACACAUACAGUAAUACUGUAUAGAAGUCAUAGGCCUGAAUAUGAGUCAGAGGCAACCGUGUGGAAUUGGAACCAUACAGAACUACAGCCUACUAUGUCAUAUGCAUUCCACUCAUAACUGGGUUAGGGUCGAACCCGUAGUGGUUGAUAAUCAGGCUAUAGUUUCCAUGCACAGUAAAAAACAGUGGAAAUUGCAAUCACAGCAUUAUACUUCUAAUAAUCUAUCACAUUUAAACUUAGGUUAUCCUUAUUUCUCUAGGUGUGGACAUUUUCUUCCCUCUGCUAUUUCUCACCAUAAAUUAGCUUGGGUUUGUUUCAGAACUGAAACAGCAAACUCUGGCACAAUCAAACAAUUAACUUCAUUCAUAACCCACUGGGCACAGACGUCAAUUCAACGUCUAUUCUACAUUGGUUCAACAUAAUUGUAUUGAAAUGACGUGGGAAACAAUGUUGAUUCAAACAGUGUGUGCCCAGUGGGAAGUGUUUAAAGCAGUAAUUAUUUGUGGCCUAUAAUGAACAUUCCCCCUGUUUCUACUCAUACAGAUUACACAUUGUACUAAACACUGAGUCCUAGACAGGCAUAAAGAUCCAUAUCAUCCGUCAGGUCUAGGAUACAGCACAUACUUUAUAGCACAUCAGAUGCACAUUUUCUUGACAGGCCUUACGUCGUCAUUCUAUCCCCUUGUCUUAGUUUUUUCCCUUUUGAAUUUUAUUUAGACUAACUAUACUUUAAGACGUAAUGAGUACUGUAAUGACUUUCAAUAUGGCUGGUUUUCAGAGUCUUUAAAGGGUGUACGGGUCCUUGUGACUGGUGCCAGUACGGGUAUAGGUGAACAAAUGGCAUAUCACCUCGCCGGCUUUGGUGCCCAGGUGGUUAUUACAGCCAGGAGGGAGAAGGUUCUACAGCAGGUCAGUGACACUUCAAUCAGGUGUUUACAUCAAUGUCGCUAGGCAAUAGUUGUCUAUGACAAUACCUUAAUGUUUUUCAUAAUUAUGUUACUCUUAUGCGAACAUCACUCUCUUGUAUUGCAGGUAGUAGAGAAGUGCCAGGGUUUGGGGGCCCAGAAAGCUCUGUACGUAGCAGCAGACAUGGCUAAUCCUUCUGACCCAGAGAGAGUGGUGCAGUUUGCUGUGGACAAGUUGGGAGGACUGGACUACCUGGUGCUGAACCACAUAGGUUCCAGCCCAUUCGCCAUGUGGGACGGAGAUGUGGAGCACACUAGAUGGUUAAUGCAGGUGGGGUAUCCAUCUCGACUACUGUGUUUCAUGUGACCCAGUAGGAUGACAUGUACAUGUAGCCUACCAUUAUAUGUACAGUACCACUAUUACUAUAGUGUUACGUUUUCUCCUCUUUUACUUGCUCUUUCUCAGGUAAAUUUCCUCAGCUAUCUGCAGAUGGCAAAGACUGCUCUGCCCACCCUUGAGCAGAGUAGCGGUUCCAUUGUGGUGGUCUCCUCCCUCUUAGGUGAGUCAGCGCUCUUCUCUACACAAAGCUUUCCAAGUGACUCUGAACCUAUGAUUGGCUAUUGUUUUGGUCCCACAGGUAAAAUGUGCAGUCCGUUUAUGGCCCCCUACACGUCCACUAAGUUUGCCCUGAAUGGUUUCUUUGGGACGCUGCAGCAUGAGCUGGCCAUGCAGAGGAGCAACGUGUCCGUUACCAUCACCAUCCUGGCCCUGAUCGAUACGGACUCGGCUAUGGAGAAAGUCAAGUGAGAUAUUGUUGAUAUCAACUUCAGUCAAGUUGCAACCCUACAAAGUGUUUUAUGAUUGUCUUGAUAGUUGUUACAGCACCUUUAUCCAAAGAUAAUGAAAGGAUGCUGAGUCAUCACUGUUUGUAUUAUAGGGGGUUCACCAACAUCCCAGCCUGGCCGGCCAGUGAGGCAGCGCUUCACAUCAUUACUUCUGGAGCCACUCGACAGACAGAGUCUUACUACCCCUGGUUCUGGUACUAUGGCUCUCUCAUCAGAGAC
Messenger RNA from Coregonus sp. 'balchen', 3161 nucleotides. NCBI's taxonomy places the organism in Eukaryota, Metazoa, Chordata, Actinopteri, Salmoniformes, Salmonidae. The record is from the annotation of a GenBank genome assembly.